GCGCGCGGGCGGGCGGGGACGCAGCCGGCACCAUGUCCAUGCUGCCCACCUUCGGCUUCACGCAGGAGCAAGUGGCGUGCGUGUGCGAGGUGCUGCAGCAGGGCGGCAACAUCGAGCGGCUGGGCCGCUUCCUGUGGUCGCUGCCCGCCUGCGAGCACCUCCACAAGAAUGAAAGCGUGCUCAAGGCCAAGGCGGUGGUGGCCUUCCACCGCGGCAACUUCCGCGAGCUCUACAAGAUCCUGGAGAGCCACCAGUUCUCGCCGCACAACCACGCCAAGCUGCAGCAGCUGUGGCUCAAGGCGCACUACAUCGAGGCGGAGAAGCUGCGCGGCCGGCCCCUGGGCGCCGUGGGCAAAUACCGCGUGCGCCGCAAGUUUCCGCUGCCGCGCUCCAUCUGGGACGGCGAGGAGACCAGCUACUGCUUCAAGGAGAAGAGUCGCAGCGUGCUGCGCGAGUGGUACGCGCAUAACCCCUACCCCUCGCCGCGCGAGAAGCGCGAGCUGGCCGAGGCCACGGGCCUCACCACCACGCAGGUCAGCAACUGGUUCAAGAACCGGCGGCAGCGCGACCGCGCGGCUGAGGCCAAAGAAAGGGAGAACAGCGAGAACUCCAACAGCCACAACCCGCUGGCUGCGUCGCUGAAUGGCAGCGGCAAGUCGGUGCUAGGCAGCUCGGAGGACGAGAAGACGCCGUCGGGGACGCCAGACCACUCGUCGUCCAGCCCCGCGCUGCUGCUCAGCCCGCCGCCGCCCCCCGGGCUGCCGUCCCUGCACAGCCUGGGCCACCCUCCGGGCCCCAGCGCCGUACCCGUGCCCGUGCCAGGCGGAGGCGGCGCGGACCCUCUGCAGCACCACCACGGCCUGCAGGACUCCAUCCUCAACCCCAUGUCGGCCAACCUCGUGGACCUGGGCUCCUAGAGCCCCGCCUGCCUCGACGCGCUCGCCUUCCAGGCUUGGCGCUGGGGACCGGAGAGACGGUGUCGGGAGGGCGCCUUGCGCCGGCGGCUCCACCAGGUACUGAAAGACCCGCUCGCUGAGCGGGCAGAACCGCCGGCCGGGGCAGGGUGGAUGGCUCUUUGGUUUGGUCUUUGUCCGGCGGGGUUUGUUUUCAACAAGUUGCUUCUGAGAUCGUUUGGAGCCCUGGGACCCGGCCUUGAACCCGCGAAGGGAAUAAAUUAUACAUUCUCAUACUCUCUCUCCCGACCUUCUCAUCCCUUCUUUC
Messenger RNA from Leptonychotes weddellii (Weddell seal), 1221 nucleotides. It is a transcript of the gene SIX2, whose product is annotated as SIX homeobox 2. Lineage: Eukaryota; Metazoa; Chordata; Mammalia; Carnivora; Phocidae. Gene Ontology annotation, biological process: regulation of transcription by RNA polymerase II; kidney development. Gene Ontology annotation, cellular component: nucleus; transcription regulator complex. Gene Ontology annotation, molecular function: RNA polymerase II cis-regulatory region sequence-specific DNA binding; DNA-binding transcription factor activity, RNA polymerase II-specific. The record is from RefSeq and is a predicted model, not a curated record.